AUGGCUCCGCUCCCCUCGUCCCGCAUCACACCAGCUCGCGCUUUCAGUCGAACGGGCAUCGACUACGCCGGGCCCUUCAAGGUACUCGCCUCAAGGGGCCGUGGCAUCUACACCACGAAAGCGUACAUCGCCGUCUUCGUGUGCAUGUGCACGAAAGCCUUGCACCUUGAGCUCGUUGGGGACCUGACCACCGUGUCCUUCCUCGGCGCACUAUCCCGGUUCUGCGGUUGGCGCGGCAGACCAGCCCAACUUUGGAGCGACAAUGCCAUUUGCUUCCGUGGAGUGGACGCCGAGCUGCAAGAGGCGUUGCGAGAAGCCGAAUUCCAGUGGGACCUAGUCGCCGGAACUCUCGCCAAACAAGGAGUCAGCCGCUCGACCAGACGAGAACCUCGACAAGCGGAGCCAUUGGUCUCUUGUGCGAGGAAUGCGCAACCUUUUCUGGCGACGUUGGAGCCGAGAGUACUUAAAUACACUGCAGCAGCGCUCUCUAAGCGGACGACGCCGCAGCGGAACUUCGUCGUUGAAGACGUCGUCGUUCUCCUGAACACCACGCUGAUUUAG
Molecule: messenger RNA, 561 nt
Organism: Copidosoma floridanum
Lineage: Eukaryota; Metazoa; Arthropoda; Insecta; Hymenoptera; Encyrtidae
Source: RefSeq, a predicted model, not a curated record